CUCCCACGCGCUUUGGCCAGGCUUAUUUAACACAGCCAACUGCAGUUGGGAUUCUCGGAUUACCACUACCGGACUCUACGCAAAGUAAUAGAAACUAUUUCUUUGGUUUGAACUAUGCCAAAGCGGAAAGCCGCGUCGAAAUUGUCCGGAUUAGUAGAUGAUGACUUGGAGGACGACCUUUUGAUGAAUGGCGGCGGAGAACACACCCACGAUGAAGCCACGGAUACCGCUCCGCCCCCUACAAAAAGGGCAAGACCUGGAAGACCGAGAAGCGCUGCAGCCAAAGCCACAACUGCGGCGAAACCUAGUACCCGCAAAGCUCGCUCGACUGUUAUCGUAGGACCAAAACGAGGUCGUCCUGCUAGAGGUACGACGACCCGCAGAGGUCGCAAAUCACCUGGAGACACCGAAGAGGCCCACGAGACUGUGGAUACUAGCUUUUCCAAAGAAAGCGACCAGGAGAAGUAUUUGGACGACGAGCCACAGCCAGAGCCAGAGCAGCCAUCGCAUGAUGAGCUUAACUCUCCAGAAACAACAGCGCAUGGUGGCACUCGAGCGGGUGGUCGGACGAAAACUGGAGCUCAACAAAAGAAAGCGCCUGGCAAACGCGUGACUAUAGAUGACGGAUUUGAGUAUACCCCGAUGGGAUCGCGUCAUCCCAAACCAAGUAAACAACCCACGGAAGAGAAACCUGCAAUCAAACCUGUGACGCGACGCAAGAAGCCUGAGGUUGAACCAGAGAUUGAAGAGCAGCAGCAGGAGGAAGUGGAGGAAGAGGAGGAAGAGGAGGAAGAGGAGGAAGGGGAGGAAACGGAGGAAGCGGAGCAAGCGGAGGAGCCUGCUUUACCGGAAAACCAUUACCUGCCUGCACGAUCUAUAUCUCGUUCUCCCAUCAAAGGUCCCGCCAACGGCCACUUACAAUAUAAAACACCCCAGACAGCCAACCAACGGCGUAAAGCUACGGGAGCCGUAUCGGAUCUUGAGAAGGGCGACAGUGAAGCGACUUUACGGAGGAAGCUAGGAGAUAUGACGAAAAAAUACGAGAAUAUGGAUAUGAAGUAUCGAAAUCUGCGUGAGGUGGGGAUUCUCGAAGCCAAUUCCAACGUGGAGAAGCUACGGAAGCAAUGCGAGGCGAAUACUGCAGCAUCCAAUGAGUUAAUUGCCUCGCUAAAGAAAGAACUCGCCACGCAAACCACCCUAGCCAAAGAAUCACGCACCCUUCAAAAACAGCUGCAGGACCGGGAUGACGAGGUUGCCGAGCUGGAGGCCAAAAUCAAACACUUGAACUCUGGCUUGACCGAUGCCCAAAACGAGAUAAAGGCCCUCCAGAUGAAGUUGGCCGCCUCACGAACCGCAGCAACAAAUCUGGAAUGUGUUACAGGUUCCAAAGGCCCUGGAAGCGCUGCCAAAGUUAACAGCGGCGGCGUUUCACGAUCGAUCAUGGGCAGUGCGGAAGCUGCCCAUGCUGCUCAGAUAGCCCAGCUAAAGGAAGACCUAUACAGUGAUCUCACAGGCCUUAUUAUUCGUGACGCUAGGAAACGAGAGUCUGAUCACUUGUAUGACUGUAUACAGACAGGGAUGAAUGGAACACUACACUUCAAACUCGCAGUUGCGCACGAUUUGGAAAACACGAGCUUUGAAGCCGCAGAGUUCCACUAUUUCCCCCUUCUGGACCCCAACCGCGAUCGUGAUUUGGUUGAUAUUCUCCCCGAGUACCUAUCUAUAGAUAUAACCUUCCCACGGCAACAUGCCUCGGUGUUUUAUAGUCGGGUGGUGGAUACGCUUACGAAGAAAUCGAGACGGACAGAUGAUUAGGAUUUGGAGCUGUGACAUCUAUUAUCAUCCCUUUUUAUUUUAUCUUUAUCUUUUAUUUUAUUUUUUUAUUUUUCCAAGAUCAUGCAGGACAUUUACAUACACAUUUGAGCAAAUCCGCUCAAAUCAUUAACAUUUUUAAGGAGCAUAAGACCUUUGUACUUUUAACCAAGAUGUUGAGCGAGAGCGCGCGUGUUUCUCAGUUGUCAUUUUGUUGUUACUAGCGGCGUGUACCCGUUGAUAUUUUGACUAAGUUGUCUCUGUUUGAACAUUGUCUAGAUACACAAUACUUUUGAAUCUCUAACUACUCUCAUUAUAAGAGUUCUAUGGAAGCAUUCGUGUCAUGUAAAUGCUCUUCUCGUAGCAUUGAACGUGGUUGAAG
Molecule: messenger RNA, 2194 nt
Organism: Blastomyces dermatitidis ER-3
Lineage: Eukaryota; Fungi; Ascomycota; Eurotiomycetes; Onygenales; Ajellomycetaceae
Product: chromosome segregation protein
Exons: 3
Coding region: 115-1815 (566 amino acids)
Biological process (GO): homologous chromosome segregation; meiotic sister chromatid segregation; attachment of mitotic spindle microtubules to kinetochore
Cellular component (GO): chromosome, centromeric core domain; monopolin complex; nucleolus
Molecular function (GO): protein binding; microtubule site clamp
Source: RefSeq, a predicted model, not a curated record